ACUCCAGAAGAUUUUAAUUUAUUUAAAUAAAUAAAUGAAUUAUUUAUUUAAUAAUAAAUCAACUGAAGAAAGUGAACAAGAAGAAAAUCAAUGGAUUUAAUUUUUGUAAAAAAAAAAAUAACUCUGUGGGAAAAAUUUCUUGAUUAAAAUAACAAGGAAAUAUGAAUCAACUUUGUGGAAGAAUGGACAGUCGAAAAUAAUUAGUUUGGUAGAAGAAUAAAUUUAAAUACUUAUUUCAAAAUUCAAGAAAAAAUAAGAAGAUGAUGGAAAAAGUAAUAUCAGAGUCAUUUAAAAAAAUUCUCCAGACAUUUCCUCACAACAUGCGAUUUUGCUUCGCAUACGGAUCUGGAGUAAUAAAACAAACUACGGAUCCGAAGAAGAAUAUGCUGGACUUGGUAUUCGUGGUGAGGAACUCGGAGUCGUGGCAUGCUGAGAAUCUAGUCCGCAAUCCUAGCCAUUAUGCUCAACCGUUACGACUGCUAGGACACAAAGCGAUAAGCAGGUUUCAAGAGAACUGCGGAGCCAGAAUAUACUAUAACACUCUGAUAAAGUCAGCAGAUGAUAGAUUGAUAAAAUACGGCGUGAUAUCAGAGUCUGCGCUGGUUGAAGACCUCCUCGAUUGGAAUAACUUGUAUUUAGCUGGUAGACUGCACAAGCCGAUCCACAUUCUGCAGGCAGCGAGUGAAAAUUCAUCGCUGCAGACCGCACUGGCGCAGAAUCUCAAGAAUGCUGUCCAUGCUGCGCUUCUCUUGCUGCCAGAAAAUUUCACAGAAGUGGAUUUUUAUCAAACGAUCGCAGGUCUGUCUUAUCACGGAGACUUUCGUAUGACUUUUGGAGAAGACAAAUCUAAAAUUUCAAAGAUUGUGGUUCCUCAGCUUGCGAAUUUCAGAGAACUAUACGAGCCAGUUUUAAAUUUAUUCGACCACUUUGUCGACAUACCAAAGCUUCAAUAUACUCCUGUAGUUUGUCACCAGGAUGACAGUCCCAUAGCGAGGAUCCAUCACCUCAAUCAGCUGCCAAGGACCCCGCAGAAAAAGCUGGCCAAGUUUUGGUCCAAGGGAGGUCGCACGCAAGACAUGGAAGAUUGUCUUCGGGCUAUCGCUCACGAUCUCGACUGCAGUGAUAUUGUUCAAAGAGUCUUGAGUGACAUUGUCUGGCGGUCCAGUGUUUCCCAGAGUAUCAAGGGUAUCGCUACUGCGGGAUUGAUCAAGUCGGUCAAGUACAGUGGCGCUAAAGUUAUAAAAAUGAUCAAGUCUUUUGAAUUUAAAUCAGAGUUUAAAGACUUGCGGCAAGGUAGUCAGGAGCUUGAACAGAAUUUUAAAAAAAUUUUAGCUGAUUUUCAACACAAACAGUUGGCUAAAAAUGAGGAGACAGAAAAAAUUGCGAGUUCUGAUGAAAAGUCAAUAAGUCAAGAGAAAAAAAUAAUUGACCAAGAGUUGAAAUUAAAGGAACAAGAAAUAAAAUUACGAGAUCAAGAGAAAAAAAUUAAUGAUCAAGAAAUAUUGUUGAGCAAAGGAAAGAAGCCAGAGCAAGAAAUAGUUAAAAAUGAUUUAUUAAAUAAAACAACAAGUGAUAAAUCUAGUGCCAAAGAAAUAAAUAAAAAAAAUUAAUUUACAAAAUAAAAA
This is a messenger RNA of Cotesia glomerata, 1625 nucleotides long. RefSeq names its product phosphatidate cytidylyltransferase, mitochondrial. The record is from RefSeq and is a predicted model, not a curated record. Gene Ontology annotation, cellular component: mitochondrion. The coding region runs from base 261 to 1610 and encodes 449 amino acids. Gene Ontology annotation, molecular function: phosphatidate cytidylyltransferase activity. NCBI's taxonomy places the organism in Eukaryota, Metazoa, Arthropoda, Insecta, Hymenoptera, Braconidae. The transcript has 2 exons. Gene Ontology annotation, biological process: cardiolipin biosynthetic process; CDP-diacylglycerol biosynthetic process.